CGUGACUCUCUAAAUAUAUGGCACUGGUGAGGAGUGUUACCGUCAUUUAUAUAUGCCGCUGACUCCGCUUUACGGCAUCUCACCUUAAUAUAUGAUAUCUUUGGUCAUCGCACGGUUCGCAGACAAACUUGAACUCGUCACAAAGCUAAAAAUGAUCAACUGGAAGGCUUUGGACAAUGUACCUGUACUCUUGUACAUUUUAGCCCUGAAGACACUGAUUCUUUGUUUGGGCUUCGCUGGGGUGAAGAUCUACCAGAGUAAGAAGGCAGAGGCAGCUUUGAAGCAGCAGCAGGCGGAGAAGAGGAAACUGGCUCAGCGGACACAAGAGCUAAUUGAUAACUUGAAGGAAGACUGAGAGAAAAAGCUGAACACUGGUAUCAAAACAUGUGCCAAUUUAUGUACAAACUGUAUGUGAUGCAGACACGUACCGAUUUGCAUUAUUACCCUGCCAAGCUUGACCUGUCUUGCCAUUUUACUUGCCAGGGUUCAGGCACGAAACGAAGGUAGCUGACUGACUACAAGAUGAGCCCCUCAUUAUGUCAGUGUAACACUUCUGAUCCUAUGUUCUGCAGCAAAUCACACAAUACCAACUAUUUAUUGAAUUUUCUAACCUGUAUUUGUUAAAUAAAUUGUUCAACACUCCGUGUCAGGCUGCAC
Messenger RNA from Corythoichthys intestinalis (scribbled pipefish), 657 nucleotides. RefSeq names its product small integral membrane protein 11-like. NCBI's taxonomy places the organism in Eukaryota, Metazoa, Chordata, Actinopteri, Syngnathiformes, Syngnathidae. The record is from RefSeq and is a predicted model, not a curated record. Bases 92 to 355 code for a protein of 87 amino acids. The transcript has 2 exons.